This is a messenger RNA of Chinchilla lanigera (long-tailed chinchilla), 348 nucleotides long. RefSeq names its product acrosomal protein SP-10-like. Lineage: Eukaryota; Metazoa; Chordata; Mammalia; Rodentia; Chinchillidae. The record is from RefSeq and is a predicted model, not a curated record. The transcript has 3 exons. The coding region runs from base 1 to 348 and encodes 115 amino acids.
AUGGAGAAGGUCCUGAUUGUGCUGCUACUGCUGGGGGCUUUCCCUCUUGUCUUCUUCCAAGCUCAAGCCACAUUAUGUAUGGUCUGUGACGUAUUUAUGAAUGGCAAAUGUGUGCAAGGCAAGGGCAACUGUACCAUGGAGGAAGGUGGUGGAUGCAGAACCAGGGACAUCUAUUUUUUCACCUCAAGAGAUGGGUUUUCCUACAACUACACUAUAUUGGACUGCUCAAAUCCAUGUAAGGCUUGGAAGUUGUAUAAUGAGGAUCUGAAGGUUUCAAGCUUUUGCUGCCAAAGUCGAGAUUUUUGUAAUAGAUACAAAGGAAAAAUAGUGAAUAAGAAUAUUUUCUGA